AUGGAAACUAUCCAGGAGGUCAUUCCAUUUGCGAAGGAGAUGCUGAAUGCAGGGUCGAAGGGCUCCAUGAAGGUAUACCUGGUAGGCAGUACUUUUGCUGUCCUGGGGGUCAUGAGUGGAGUAGUGGAAGCGGUUUGCUCACUCUUCCCUGAUAACGGGCCUUAUGAAGAAGACCAACUGAGGGAGGAGCUGAUCACGGAGCAAACGCAGACACUGGAGACCGAGACCGUUGUUCCAGAGAUGGAGGAUGAGCUGGCCAGUGAGACAGAGGCCAAGGCCAAAGAACUGGCCACAGUCAGACAGAGGCGCAUGAGUUUCAGAGCUCAUGCUUCGUAA
Chanos chanos (milkfish) is the source of this 336-nucleotide messenger RNA. It is a transcript of the gene g0s2, whose product is annotated as G0/G1 switch 2. The record is from RefSeq and is a predicted model, not a curated record. Lineage: Eukaryota; Metazoa; Chordata; Actinopteri; Gonorynchiformes; Chanidae. The transcript has a single exon. Bases 1 to 336 code for a protein of 111 amino acids.